CGGCGGCUGGGCUUUGGCCCCGCGGCGAAGGGGACGCGCGCCGCGCUGCAUCCGCAAAAGUAAACGGCACUGCUGUUCAGGCGAUCCUGAGGAAGACAUUGGCUGAACCCCCAGAAGCCCAGCACAGCUGGUUCUCCAGGAGCCCAGAUCAAAGAUGGAAGAGCGAGGCACAGCUGACCUAGGAGCAGGGAAAGGUGCCGAUGUUGUCAAGGCUGGGGGCAGCAAAGCUUUCUGGGAAAGGACCAUGCAGAAGAUCCAGAAUGAGGCCACGUCCAGCUCAGAAGAUCACCACGACUGCUUCACGUCCUUCUGCUACCAGGAGGCCGAGGGGCCCCGAGGUAUCUGCAACCGACUCCAUGACAUCUGCCAUCAGUGGCUCAAACCCGAACAGCACACGAAACUCCAAAUUCUGGACCUGAUUGUCCUGGAGAAAUUCCUGACCAUCCUUCCCGUGGGGAUGAAGAACUGGGUGAGAGAAUGUGGGCCGGAGACCAGCUCUCAGGCUGUGGCGCUAGCGGAACGUUUCCUCCGGAGUCGGGCAGAGGACAAGCAACAGCAGCAGCCACCGGUGGGCAUGUUUAUUGAAGUCGCCACUCAGUGUCCUGAGACUGGGCAGGAUUCAGUGGACGCCAAACAUGGGCUAGAGUCUGAACUGGUCAUGCAAGGAGCUCACGGCGAUACCAUCACCUCACUGGGUGGUGGACAGAGGAGGCAGGCAAAAUCGACCAGCUUGCAUGACGGGCUGUUAACAGAUUCUGUCCAAGCAAAUCAGGUAACCUUUGUGGAUGUGACUGUGCAUUUCUCGGAGGCAGAAUGGGCUUUGCUGGACCUGGACCAAAAAGCUCUGCAUGGACAAGUCAUGGAAGAAGCUUUCGAUAUGGUGGCCUCCUUGGGAAAUGAUGCUUAUGACAGCAAGAUUGAAGGAGCACUACGCAGGGUCACGUUUGAAGGAACUCUGUUCAAAUGUGAAGAAGUGGAGAGGACAGUAACUGAAACAAAAGAAAACAGAAGGGACACAUUCUCGGCUUCUCAGGGUAGUGACACCUGUGAAAACUCAGGAGAAGGAGGACUUAAAGGAAAGGAAAUGUGUAAGGGUCUUUUGGAUGGGAGUGAAUCCAGUGAUAAAUCAGAUCUUAAUUUUAAUAGGAGAACUAGCACAGGGGGGAAACGGUUCAAAUGCUCUGAGUGUGCUAAGACAUUCAGUUUUCAAAAAUACCUUACUUCCCAUCAAAGGAUUCACACAGGGAAAAAACAAUUUAAAUGUUCGGAGUGUGGAAAGAACUUCCUUUCUAGGAAAUCCCUUACUUCCCAUGAAGGAAUUCAUACAGGAGAGGAAGCAUUUAAAUCCUUGGUGCGUGAGAAACGGCUUAAAAGGAGAGAGACAGCUGUCUCGCCUAAAAUAAUCCACAUAGGGAAGAAACCUUAUAAAUGCUUAGAGUGUGGAAAGAGCUUCAACAGAAACACAACCCUCAUGUACCAUCGAAGGAUGCACACACGGGAGAAGCCAUUUCUGCAUUUGGAAUCCGGAACGAGCUUUAGUAGGAAUUCGCACCUUAUAACACACCGAAAAAAUCAGAUGCAGGAGAAACCAUUUAAAUGCUUAGAGUGCGGAAAGGGUUUCAGUCAGCUAGCAUACUUAACGUCUCAUCAAGGAACUCACACAAAGAAGAACUCAUUUAAAUGCUUGGAAUGUGAGAAGAGUUUCAGGACACGUGCAAACCUUAUGUACCACCGGAGAAUCCACACCGGGGGGAAACCAUAUAAAUGUUGGGAAUGUGGAAAGAGCUUCGGUACAGACUCAGGCCUUCUGUACCAUCAAAGGAGCCACACAGGAGAGAAACCUUUUAAAUGCUCAGACUGUGGGAAGAGUUUCAAUAGAAGGACAACCCUCACAGAACAUCGGAGAAUCCACACAGGAGAGUAUCAGUGCUUGGAGUGUGGGAAAAGUUUAACUCAGAAGAAAUAUCUCACUUCUCACCAAAGAAUUCACAAACGGGAGAAGCCGUUGAAAGUUUUGGAAUCUGGAACCAGCAUCACAUGGAACUCUGACCUUGUGGCGCACCGAAAAAGUCGCACCCAGGAGAAACCAUUUAAGUGCUUAGAGUGUGGGAAGAGUUUCAGCCAGUUGGCAUACCUAACUUCUCACCAAGGAAGUCACACUGAGAAGAAUCUGUUUAAAUGCUCAGAAUGUGAGAAGAGUUUCAGUGCUCAUGCAAACCUUAUGUACCAUCGGAGAAUCCACACUGGGGGGAAACCAUAUGAAUGCUGGGAAUGUGGAAAGAGCUUCGGUACAGACUCAGGCCUUCUGUACCAUCAAAGGAGCCACACAGGAGAGAAACCUUUUAAAUGCCUGGACUGUGGAAAAAGUUUCAACAGAAAGACUACCCUCACGGACCACAGAAGGAUUCACACAGGGGAGUAUCAAUGCUUGGACUGUGGGAAAAGUUUCACCCGGAAGAAAUAUCUCACUUCUCACCGAAGAAUUCAUGUACAGGAGAAGCCAUUUAAAGAUUUGGAAAGUGGAACAAGCUUCAGUUGGGACUCACAACUCAUGGCACACCCAAAAAAUCACACCCCAGAGAAACCGUUUCAGUGCUUAGAUUGUGGAAACAGUUUCAGUCAGAUAGCGUACCUAACUUCUCAUCAGGAAUCACACACGGGGGAGAACCCAUUUAAAUGCUUGGAAUGUGAAAAAAGUUUCAGUACACUCGCAAGCCUCAUGUACCAUCGAAGGAUCCACACCGGGGGGAAACCAUAUAAAUGCUGGGAAUGUGGAAAGAGCUUCAGUACAUACUCAGGCCUGGUGUACCAUCAGAGAAGCCACACGGGGGAGAAACCAUUUAAAUGCCUGGACUGUGGAAAGAGUUUCAAUAGAAGCACAACCCUCACAGACCAUAAAAGAAUCCACACAGGGGAGAAACCUUAUAAGUGCUUGGAGUGUGGGAAAAGUUUCACUCGGAAGACGUAUCUCACUUCUCACCAAAGAAUACACACAGGGGAGAAACCAUUUACAUGCCUGGAGUGUGGGAAAACAUUCAACCAGAAGACACAUCUUACUUCUCACCAAAAAAGUCACACAGGGGAAAAGCCCUUUAAGUGCAAACAUUGUAGAAAGAGCUUCAGUACGAGCAAAGACCUUGCUGACCAUCAAAGAAUCCACACAGGGGAGAAACCAUUUAAAUGCUUGGUGUGUGGGAAGCAUUUCAGCCGGAGCUCAAACCUUAUGGAACACCAAAGAAUUCACACAGGGGAGAAACCCUUUGAAUGCUUGCAGUGUGGGAAAUAUUUCCGCCUGAGGUCACACCUUAUGGACCACCAAAGAAUUCACACAGGAGUGAAACCUUUUAAAUGUUUGGAGUGUGGAAAGAGCUUUACGAUAAAGACAAGACUCACGUACCAUCAGAGAAUUCACACAGGAGUGAAACCAUUUCAGUGCUUGGAUUGCGGGAAGUAUUUCCGUCAGCGCUCACACCUUAUGGAACACCAAAGAAUCCACACAGGGGAGAAGCCAUUUAAAUGCCUGGAGUGUGGAAAGAGCUUCAGCUGGAGCUCGGUCCUGAUGGACCACCAAAGGAUUCACACAGGGGAGAAACCCUUUGAAUGCUUGGAGUGUGGGAAGUAUUUCCGCCAGAGCUCCCACCUGAUGGAACACAAAAGGAUCCACACCGGAGAGAAGCCAUUUCAGUGCCUGGAAUGUGGGAAGAGCUUUAGUACAAAGAGAAGACUCAUGUACCAUCAGAGGAUCCACACAGGGGAGAAACCCUUUAAAUGCCUGGAGUGUGGCAAUAGCAUCAGCAUAAGGAGUAGUCACUUGUGUCAUCAGCGAACCCACACAGGGGAGAAGCCAUUUCAGUGCUUAGAAUGUGGGAAAAAGAUUAACUCUGACUCAGAUCUUAUAAUUCAUCAUGGAAUCCACACAGGAGAAAGACCAUAUGAAUGUCCUGACUGUGGCAAAAGAUUCAGCCGGGGCUCAGACCGUAAUCGUCAUCAGAGAAUCCACACUCAAGAAAAGCUAUACAAAUGCCUGGUGUGUGGGAAGUGCUUCCUUUAUAGCUCAGACCUCAUCAUUCAUCAGAGAAUCCACACUGGAGAGAGACCUUAUGAAUGCUUGGACUGUGGGAAAAGGUUCAGUUGCAGUUCAGAUCGUAAUCGUCAUCAAAGAAUCCACACUGGGGAGAAACCAUACAUAUGCUUGGACUGUGGGAAAAGGUUCAGCCAGAAGGUUCACCUUAACAGGCAUCGUCGUAUUCAUAUGGGGGAAAAAACGUAUACAUGCAGAAAGUGUGGGAAAAGUUUCAGCAACAGCUCCAAUCUCAUUGCUCAUAAGAGAAUACAUACAGGGGAGAAACCUCACAAAUGCCUGAACUGCGGGAAGAGCUUUGGUAAGAAAUCAACCCUCAUUGCCCAUGAAAGAAUACACACAGAGGAGAAACCCUAUAAAUGCUCAGUCUGUGGGAGGAGCUUCAGCCAGACGUCAAGCCUUAUUGCCCAUGAGAGAAUCCACACAGAGGAGAAACCCUAUGAAUGUUCUGAGUGUAGAAGGAGCUUUAGCUUGAAAUCGAGCCUUGUUGCCCAUGAAAGAAUCCACACAGGAGAGAAGCCUUUCAAGUGUUCAGACUGUGGGAAAAGCUUCAGCCAGAAAUCUGCCCUUAUUGCGCAUGUGAGGACUCACAAAGGGGAAAAGCCCUUUACCUGCUCAGUGUGUGGGAAAAGCUUCAGUCAGAGCUCUAACCUUAUUGCCCAUGAAAGAAUUCACACCGGGGAGAAACCAUAUCAGUGUGCAAACUGUGGGAGAAGUUUCAACUGCAGUUCAAGUCUCAUCAGACACCAGAGGAUCCACACAGAGGACAAACCCUAUGAAUGUUUAGACUGUGGAAAAAGUUUCAGCUGCAGUUCCAGCCUUAUUAGACAUCAGAGGACGCACACUGGAGAGAAGCCCUACAAAUGCAAGGAUUGUGGCAAAACCUUCAGUGUGAGCUCUCAGCUUAGUGUGCAUCAGAGAACCCAUACAGGAGAGAAGCCGUAUGAAUGUUCCGACUGUGGGAAAAGCUUUAGUGUGCGAUCGAGCCUUAGUGCACAUGAGAAAAUCCAUACUGGUAAGAAACCUUAUCAAUGUACAGAUUGUCCCAAAAGUGUCUACUUGAGAUCCAGUCUCAAUGCACACAAGAGGAUACAUGGAGGAGAAAAGCCAUAUGAUUGCACAGACUGUGGGAAGACCUUUACUUGCAGCUCAAGUCUUAUUCGACAUCAGAGAAUUCAUACAGGAGAGAAACCCUAUAACUGUGCAGACUGUGGGAAAAGUUUUAUCUUGAGCUCCAACCUCAUUGCCCACCAGAGGACUCAUACAGGAGAGAAGCCAUACCAGUGCCCAGAUUGUGGCAAGUUCUUCAGUGUGAGUUCACAGCUCAAUGUCCACCAGAGAACCCACACAGGAGAGAAGCCAUAUGAAUGCUCAGAUUGUGGGAAGAGCUUCACUUGUAGUUCUGGCCUUAUUAGGCAUCAGAGAACCCACACAGGAGAAAAACCCUAUCAGUGCUCUGAAUGUGGGAAAAGGUUCAACCUGAGUUCAAAUCUUAUUGCGCACCAGAAAACUCACACAGGAGAGAAACCAUAUAAAUGUGUGUACUGUGGGGAAAGUUUCUAUACAAGACCAAAUUUUGUUGAGCAUCAUAAAGCCAGUCAUACAGAUGCUGUAAAGAGGAAAACCCAGGGCAGCAAUGUUAAUCACGACCCCCAGGCUGUUAAUUACCAAAUAAACUAUAUAGAAUGGGAUUGAUAAUAAUGAGCACAAUUCACUAGGAAUUGCUAUGGCACAAGCCCUGUUGAACUUAAUGGGAACUGCUGUGCAGUUUCAGCAGAUCGUAUUCUGAACUUUCAGUUUCGGAGCUCACAAGUCCAUUUUGUGGAUGAGUGC
Molecule: messenger RNA, 5914 nt
Organism: Varanus komodoensis (Komodo dragon)
Lineage: Eukaryota; Metazoa; Chordata; Lepidosauria; Squamata; Varanidae
Product: zinc finger protein 883-like
Exons: 11
Coding region: 155-5776 (1873 amino acids)
Biological process (GO): regulation of transcription by RNA polymerase II
Cellular component (GO): nucleus
Molecular function (GO): RNA polymerase II transcription regulatory region sequence-specific DNA binding; DNA-binding transcription factor activity, RNA polymerase II-specific
Source: RefSeq, a predicted model, not a curated record